Molecule: messenger RNA, 3513 nt
Organism: Danio rerio (zebrafish)
Lineage: Eukaryota; Metazoa; Chordata; Actinopteri; Cypriniformes; Danionidae
Gene: nutf2
Product: nuclear transport factor 2
Biological process (GO): protein import into nucleus; nucleocytoplasmic transport; mRNA transport
Cellular component (GO): nucleus; cytoplasm
Source: RefSeq, marked validated
GCAGUGUGUAAGAGCAGUGCGCAUGCUCACACUGAAGAGGCCGCUCAACUUCUGUUCUCCGCGCGCUGGAUUCGCCAUAACUGGAACCGGGGAUUCGGUUUAGGGCUCACGGAGUGCCUGUAGCAGGGUGAAUCAGAAUGGGAGACAAGCCGAUUUGGGAACAAAUAGGAUCCAGCUUUGUGCAACAUUACUAUCAACUGUUUGACACAGACAGGACUCAACUUGGAUCAAUAUAUAUUGAUGCAUCAUGCCUUACGUGGGAGGGUCAGCAAUUCCAGGGAAAAGCGGCAAUUGUCGAAAAGCUUUCCAGCCUGCCCUUCACAAAAAUAGCUCACAGCAUAACAGCACAAGACCACCAGCCCACCCCUGAUAGCUGCAUAUUGAGUAUGGUAGUAGGCCAACUAAAAGCAGACGAUGACCCCAUUAUGGGAUUCCAUCAGAGCUUCAUCCUGAAGAACAUUAACGAGGCGUGGGUUUGCACCAAUGACAUGUUCCGCCUGGCGCUGCACAAUUUCGGUUAAAACGCUCCAUGGCUAUCAGGAGGGAAGGUGGAGGAUGGGGGUUCUGCCCUGAUGACGCCCGAACCUGUCAAUCGGCCCUUCAUUCAUCACACUCAAGAGAAACGGCACCGGAUUACAGCAGUCAAUCACAGAAAACAUGCAGGCAUAUACAGUACUGCCUCUACUCCAGAAAAGACAUGUUUCUUUGCUGAAAGCCCACACAGCCAUCAAACGGACCCCCUUUUCCUUCGCCCACCUGCAUGAUGAUGGAGAGCUUAAGUACCAGAGGACGCCCUGACCAGGACAGAAACCUAUUAACCUAACCUCGGCUGUUUGAUAUUUACAUUUUAGUUGCAGAUUUGGACUUUUUUGAAAUAACAACCGUCUUACUGUCUCUCUUUGCUUUAGUACAGAGUGUGUUAUCAGCUUGUUUUAAGAAUAUCCUCCUGGAAAGUUUCUCUGUUUUUGUUUUCGCCCCACAUGAAAAAUUGGAGUCUCCAUACAAUGUGAUGUCAGGUUGCUCUAGCUAUCCAAAGAACAGCAUCCUAAUUUCCCCUUUCCCCUCAGACCAGUGUGCUUCCCACUUUCUGCUCACUGCUCUCUGUGACAAUAAUUACCAAGCCACGAUACACAAUAAAACCUUUGACUUUUUCUUAACAACGUCAUCAUCUUGUUCAUCCCCCUGUCUGCCUUUUUUCCCUCCACUGUGCUUGCCUGUUCAUGUUUUUGAUACUGCUUCACAGAUUAUUCUAUUGUGAAGUUUAUAGAUCUGCUUGAGCAGAGCAGAAAAUCCUGUUGCUCUUUUGUUUUCUUAAUUUAGAUGGCCAGUGUUUCCUGAAAUAGUUGUCUAGAGUAAAAUAAGUGUGUUGGCUUAUCUGACAGAACAGAUCAAAUGCUGAUCAGCAAAGGAGUACAUGUAAUAAUUAGUUUUUUUUAAUGAUUUAACCUUAAAUUUAAACAUGGUAGCAUCAAUAAUUGAUGCACAUGUUAGAAAAAGGAAAAAUUGUAAGUAUUUUCUAAUGAUCGAUCAGUCUAAACAUCAGUCAGUUGAAUCAUGGUUGAAAAUGAGUCCUUAUGAAUCUUCCCUGUGAUUUAAAGGGAAAGUUCACCCAAAAAUGAAAAUUCUUUCAUUACAGUGCAUCGGGAAAGUAUUCAUAGCUCUUCACUUUUUCCAUAUUUUUUUAUGUUACAGCCUUAUUUCAAAAUGGAUUAAAUUAAUUUAUUUCCUCCCAAUUCUACACACAAUACUACAUAAUGACAAUGUGAAAAAAGAUUUUUUGAAAUUGUUGCAAAUUUAUAAAAAAAAACAAAAAAAACUGAAAACUCACAUGUACAGAAGUAUUCACAGUCUUUGCUCAAUACUUUGUUGAUGCACCCUUGGCAGCAAUUACAGCCUCAAGUCUUUUUGAAUAUGAUGCUGCAAGCUUGGCACUCCUGUCUUUGGGAAUUUUUGCCUAUUCCUCUUUGCAGUACCUCUCAAGCUCUAUCAGGUUGGACAGGAAGCAACGGUGUUCAGCCAUUUUCAGAUCUCUCCAGAGGUGUUCAAUAGGAUUUAGGUCUGGGCUCUUGUUGGGCCACUCAAGGACAUUCACCGAGUUGUUAUGAAUCCACUCCAUUGAUAUUUUGGCGAUGUGCUUUGGGUCAUUGUCCUGGAAGAUGAAUAGCCGCCCCAGUCUGAUGUCAGAAUGAAGCAGGUUUUCAUUCAGAAUGUCUCACAUUGCUGCAUUCAUCUUUCCCUCUAUCCUGACUAGUCUUCCAGUUCCUGCUGCUGAAAAACAUCAAAAACAGCAUGAUGCUGCCACCACCAUGCUUCACUGUAGGGAUGGUAUUAGCCUGGUGAUAAGUGGUGCCUGGUUUUCUUCAAACGUAACGCCUGGCAUUCACUCCAAAGAGUUCAAGUUUAGUCUCAUCAGACCAGGGAAUUUUGUUUCUUAUGGUCUGUGAGUCCUUCAGAUGCCUUUUGGCAAAUUCCAGGUGGGGAUGGCUUCCGUCUGGCCACUCUACCAUACAGGCCUGAUUGGUGGAUUGCUGCACAGAUGGUUGUCCUUAUGUAAGGUUCUCUCUCUCUCUCUUAGCUUUUUUAUUUUUAAUAAAUUUGUAACAAUUACAAAAAUCUAUUUUCACAUUAUCAUUAUGGGGUAUUAUGCGCAGAAUUUUGAGAAAAUACAUUAAUCCAUUUUGGAAUAAGGCUGUGACACAAAAAAUGUGGAAUAAGUGAAGCAUUGUGAAUACUUGCCGCACACACUGUAUUUACUUUUUCUUGUUUCAAACCUGUACAGCUUUCUUCACAAUAUCCUCUUUUGUGUUCAUCAGAAAUAAACUCGUAAACAACUUGAGGGUGAGUAAAUAGCGAGUCAAUGUUAAUUUUUGGGUGAACUAUGCCUUUAAUUCUUUAAUUUACACUCUGUUUAGCUGAGGUUUCAAUUUCCUGUAUUUCCCUUCAUAGAAAUGUUCAAAAUGUAAUGGAUGCUGUCUUCAUAAGUUUGUAUGAAUGUAAAUGUCAUUGGGUUUGUAGUGUGGCCAAAGCUGUUAUUACCUUCAGUACUGAGGCUUUUAUUCUGACGUUCAAGAAGGAUCACAAACACAUUAGCCUAAAACAUAACAGAAAUACUAGUUUUCGAGAUCACAAUCUCUUCAUUUUCAAGAUGUUUACACUAAAGGAGCUUUGUUCAUUGCUUGGGACUAGAAAAUCAUAGUCCUAAAACUAUGAAGGCCUUUGUGCCAAGCGAUGGUACAGAUAUUUUAAAAAGAUGUCCUCUGCGUCGUAGCUUUUUGCACUGAAAUAUCACAUCUAGAACAUCAGUCACUUUCUCACAGUAUAUUUUUGCUGGACAAAUUCAUGUGUUGUAAACAUGUUUGCUGGACCCUGGAUAAAGCCACUCUCAAAUGAGGUUUUAGAGGAACAGCAAAAUACUUGAUUUUCCCAAAAAUACAACAGUAAUACGAUGUGAAUAAAGAAACAGACUACUUCAGUUGCCUACAUUUAUGUGGAAAUAAAGGAGAUCAAAGUAAA